AGGUGAGCGUGGUUGAAUGACUUCCACCUUCUGCCGGGAGCGGAGUGCAGUGUUGCAACAGUGUUGCUACACCAUGUUUUUUGGGCGAAUCAGGACUCAGUGAAACAGUUAAUCAUUCCUUCAACAGCCUUGAACUGAAGUCAGCAGCAGUAAGACAGUUUCUAAAGAGGAAGCAGACGGGAGGCGGAUUUCUCUCACUGACGACUAACAUACUGAACAUUUGACCAUGGCAGACAACAAGAUGGGCCCAAACCUCCAGGCUGGAGCUGGAUUCCUCGCCAAACGGGUCCAGAAGUCUUUGAAUCGAGCUCAGGAGAAGGUCCUUCAAAAACUGGGCAAAACCAUGGAGACCAAGGAUGAACAGUUUGAGCUGUGUUUCCAGAACCUCAACAAACAACAGAUCGAUGGAAGCAGGUUGUUUAAAGAUGUCAAAGCCCACCAUACAGCAGUGAAAGCCGUGCAUGAGACAUCCAAGCGUCUGUCCCAGACGUUGCGAGACAUCUACGAACCAGACUGGAAUGGAAUGGAGGAUCUUGCUGUCAUUACAGAGAGUGAAGACUUGCUGUGGAAUGACUAUGAAGAGAAACUAAGUGACCAGAUUGUCCGCACCAUGGAGAACUAUACCAGCCAGUUUCCUGAGGUCAAGGAACGAGUAGCUAAACGCGGUCGCAAGCUGGUGGACUACGAUUCAGCACGUCACCACCUGGAAGCAUUACAGAGUGCCAAGAAAAAGGAUGAUGCCAAAAUAGCUAAGGCAGAGGAAGAGUUCAACAAAACCCAGAAUGUCUUUGAAGAGAUCAAUAAGGAGCUGAGGGAGGAGCUGCCUGUUCUCCAUCAGAGCCGUAUAGGUUGCUAUGUGACGGUUUUCCAAAACAUAUCAAACCUGAGAGAUGUCUUCUAUAAGGAAAUGAGCGUGCUAAACCGCGAGCUGUACAAUGUGAUGAAGAAACUGGAGACUCAGCACUCUGGAAAAGCUUUCAUCAUCAAGGGUCUGAGCAGCACCACAAGCAAGUCAAAGAAGAGGAAGUCCCUGGUUAUCUCCAAUCCCAUCCCUUGCAAUACAGCUUUCCCAAGCGACCACGUCUCCAUCCAUUCUUCCACUGAGAAUGGAAAAGACGAUGUGCCCUCUUCCCCCGUCCAACGACCUCAAAGCAUGUCUGAAGAAACCGGCCUAGCAGAACAAAGUGGUGUCUCAUCCAUAGACGUCAACUCGUCAGACUCCGAUCUCUGCUCCAGCGGCACCAACACACCUCAGAGGCAGUCAGUCUGUGAGAACGAGAACAGUGAGGGGAGCACAGGAAGUCAAAGUCCAGAGGAGGUGGAGGUGGAGGUGGAGGCAGACGCAGUGGCAGAGGCAGAGGCUGAACUUGCUGCAAACCAGUCAGAUGACUCCGGGGUGGGUGUCCCAAAGUCAGAUGGUGCAAGUCAGGAAGUGUCCAAUCCCUCUGAUUCUGCAGACAGUGUCCCACAGAGUCCAGAGAAGGAGACUGUGAGUAAUCUGCCAACAGAGGAGGCCAAACCCAAACCUCCUCCGGUUCCUGCCCCUCGCCUCUCCUUCCGCUCCACAGAUAGACCCACUAUCUUACCUGCUGAGGAGCAGGAGGAGCUGGAGGAGACAGAGGACGCAUCAGACAACCAGGAGACCACUGACUCAGGAGAUGACCCCAGUUCCCAGAAUCCACCAGGUUUCCUGUACAAGGGGGUGGCGCGAGAGAGCCAUGCAGCGUCUGAAGGUGGUCUGCUGCAGUUUGAAAGGGGAGACGUCAUCCUGGUGCUUUCUGACCCAGAGCAGGAAGGUCUGGUGAAGGGGAUCAGGGAGGAGAGCUGGAACCAGCACAGGGAUCUACAAAGUCACUCUGGGAUCUUCUCGGAAAAACUCCUCCAGGGUGUUGAGGCAGAGUGAGGCAAUAGUCUCUCCUCAGUCUGUAAUACUUUCUUCUUCCGUCGAACAGUUAGUGACUCACACACAGAGGGAGUGAACCCAUAUGUUGUGGGUGCAGAAGCUGUACAAACAGAUGAGCACAAGUCCCACGUGGUGCCUCACAUGCUAUGAUGUUGCAACUUCUGGAACAAAAGUGACUGAGCUUUAGAACAUUUUGUGACAGAUGUUUAUAUUGUUACAUUUUACAGUAUUUUGUCCUUAUUGUAUUUUGUCCUUUUUUCUUUCUUUCCGCCAAACACUGUGAAACAAAAAAAAUGUUUUUAUACUCAUGCUGUGAUCUUUGUAAUUUCCUAAUAAAGUUCUAAAUAAAAGAUAA
Molecule: messenger RNA, 2258 nt
Organism: Centropristis striata (black sea bass)
Lineage: Eukaryota; Metazoa; Chordata; Actinopteri; Perciformes; Serranidae
Gene: bin2b
Product: bridging integrator 2b
Exons: 13
Coding region: 227-1903 (558 amino acids)
Biological process (GO): phagocytosis, engulfment; plasma membrane tubulation; podosome assembly
Cellular component (GO): podosome; plasma membrane; phagocytic cup
Molecular function (GO): protein binding; phospholipid binding
Source: RefSeq, a predicted model, not a curated record